Messenger RNA from Hydatigera taeniaeformis, 1362 nucleotides. The record is from the annotation of a GenBank genome assembly. NCBI's taxonomy places the organism in Eukaryota, Metazoa, Platyhelminthes, Cestoda, Cyclophyllidea, Taeniidae.
AUGCCACAUCGGUUGAAGAAGUUGCACCGCCACUUCAAAGACAAGUACACGAAUGCACGAAAAUCCUCUGAGAAUACAACAAGUUGGAGAGAGGAGGCGUUUACAGAUUUCACACACUCUCGUCCAUCCGAUUGGAUCGUCUCUACACCGAGUGAGACGGAGAGCGGGGAAGCGCGUCGGAUAAGCAGAUUCCAAUUGCCUCCAGAGACGGAAGACUGGUCCAAGUCAAGACUAGUUCCAAACUUCCCCAGCGACGAAGAUGGCUAUCGAGGCUUUGGAUUGAUAUCCUCUAGGGACUCAGAACCUCAGGAUGACUACAAAGGGCUCGAUCAUAGGACCGCAAGGCGUGAAAAUGUGGAGCUAACUCCAACCCAGAUACUGCGACGAUGGACAACAAUCGUCAACUUGAGUGGCCUGAAACGGGAGGGUGAAAAGAUAACGGUCACUCCGGAGGCGGCAAACGAUACCGAGGCAUUGCACGCGGCAGCGCAUUACAUGACAGAAAAAUUCGGUCCGAGUGCAGGUACCUACGAAAAGUGGCGCCAGUGGUUCCUACCCGUCUGCCACCCUGUUCGACGAAGACAAAAUAUUUUGAAACGCUUCGAAAUCGAAUACCGCGUCAAUGUUCAAGAUUACGAACCGGCAAUGCGACCAAUAGCAAAGCUGAUAAGAAGGAACAUUCGACAACUUCUGCACAAGGAGUAUGCCCCACUCAACAAUAGGAUUUGGCACGAGAAAUUGGGCCAACUGCUCAUACAGCAGAGCAGAGUCGACUUAACUGACCACAUGAAAAAACUGGAGGAGCGUGAGAAGCAGAGACAGAUGGAGCUACUUCAAAAGGGCAUAAUCAAACAGGAUAUCUACGAUCAGAUCACUACAAAAAAGCCGAUUGUAAAGCACAAAGUUCGUCGACCCAAAUCCCCCAAAAGGGGCAGUCCGACAGCAACAAAUCUGUUAGCGCACCUUGAUUUGUUCAACAAUGAAGCAGUUGCGCCCAAUUUGGAUCAAUUGAAAGUUGCAGUAACAUCUCAACAAGCUGCAUUGAAAAAGAAUGAACUAACCUCCGACCGAGAUAUUGAAACAUCCAUCACACCCCAGUUGCUGCAAGAGUGGAAGGCCAUGUUUCCGAGUCGUACACCUAAGCACAAAAUUUUGAUUCCUCUGGAGAACAAAUUUCAACGCGAUUUAAGUUUACUCGAUGAACCGAUCGAGGCUGUCAAGGGUGAAGUGGCCUCCGAUGAACGACGCUGGGAGGAUUGGGUCACAAACGAGGAGGUCAGCUCGCAAGACAGUGGUCGAAUCCACGAGGAUCAACCCACACCUCCCACACCCACUGUAAGAUUAAAGUCUGUCAAAAAGUAA